AUGCAAUUUUGUCCUGACACAAGUCCCCCCGUUUUGGCAGGGAAACGAAUAACACGGUUCUGUCCAGUCUAAAAAAAGAAAGAUGAUACAAAUUUGACGUUCCAUGGUUAUAGCGAUGAUGGUGACGUCGAGGAUGGUGAUUAUGAUCAUGAUGAUAGUGGCAGUGAUGGUAAUGAUAGUUGUGAUGAUGAUCAUGGUCACAAUGCACGGCGGCUCAAUAUCACGGUGUUGAUGGUGGUAAUGAUAGUAAUGAUGGUAAUGAUGGUUGUGAUGGUAAUGAUGGUGGUAAUGAUGGUGAUGGUAAUGACGGCUGUGAUGAUGCUGGUGAUGAUAGUGUUGAUGAUGGUAAUGAUGGUUGUGAUGAUGGUGAUGGUAAUGAUGGUGGUAAUGAUAGUAAUGAUGGUAAUGAUGGUGGUGAUGGUAAUGAUGGUGGUAGUGAUGGUAAUGGUAAUGACGGCUGUGAUGAUGCUGGUGAUGAUAGUGUUGAUGAUGGUAAUGAUGGUUGUGAUGAUGGUGAUGAUAAUGAUGGUGGUGAUGGUAAUGAUGAUAUUAGAUAGCUUAAGAUCUACAACGUCGACGCCAGCUAGGACGUCAGGGGUAAGCAGAGGACUGGGACUAGAACGUCGUCCUAAAUAAAUAAACUUCCACUUAAGUUUCACGACGUAGACAUUUAAAGUAUAAAUAUUUACAUACUUUUGAAAAUGAAUUUAAAAGAGCCGUGUGAACCCAUUACCGUUUGUUAUGCUCUUGUAUUUACGACGGUAAAACUCUUGUUAUGAGGUUGUCGACGUUUGGUGAACGACGAGCAAAUUGGGAGAGACACAUGCAUACUUCAAAAACUAUUACCAAUUCACUUCUGCUUGCCGCCUUAAAUAUUUGACGUCGUAGAUACUUGAGCUAUCGACUUAUUUAGGACGACGUCCUAGUCCCAGUCCUUUGCUUAGCCCUGACGUUCUAGCUGGCGUCGACGUCGUAGAUCUUAAGCUAUCUAUUGAUGGUCAUGAUGGUUGUGAUGAUGGUAAUGAUGGUGGUGAUGAUGUUGAUAGCAAAGAUGGUGGUGGUUGUGAUGGUGAUGGUGGUAAUGAUGGUAAUGAUGGUGGUGAUGAUGGUAGUGAUGGUGGUGAUGAUGGUAAUGAUGGUGGUAAUGAUGGUAAUGAUGGUGGUGAUGAUGUUGAUAGCAAAGAUGGUGGUGGUUGUGAUGGUGAUGGUGGUAAUGAUGGUAAUGAUGGUGGUGAUGAUGGUAAUGAUGGUGGUAAUGAUGGUAAUGAUGGUGGUGAUGAUGGUAAUGAUGGUGGUGAUGAUGGUAAUGAUGGUGGUGGUGAUGGUAAUGAUGGUGGUGAUGAUGGUAAUGAUGGUGGUGAUGAUGGUAAUGAUGGUGGUGAUGAUGGUAAUGAUGGUGGUGAUGAUGGUAAUGAUGGUGGUGAUGAAUGGUAA
Molecule: messenger RNA, 1434 nt
Organism: Paramuricea clavata
Lineage: Eukaryota; Metazoa; Cnidaria; Anthozoa; Malacalcyonacea; Plexauridae
Source: the annotation of a GenBank genome assembly